AUGCCCGAAUUUGCAGGUUGCGCGAAGAAGACGGCCGUCGCAGCCGCCGCGCGCUCCGAGCACAAACCGCCGGCCGCGACGCCGACGAAACGCGCCGCGUCCGCCUCCCAACCAUCCACACCUACCACCAACAAGAACAACAACAACCCGAAAAAGGAACCCAGCAGUCAGGAUGUAGCGGCUGCGGGGCCGGCCGCGAAGACGCCCGAGAAGCCGAAGGUGAAGGAGAAGAGCCAGAUGAGCCAGAAAAGCCAGAAAAAAGGAGGAGAGAAGGAGAAGGGAGGAGGAGAGGAUGUACAGCAACAACCCUCUGGGGACGCCGAAAAGGAGAAGGAGACGGACAAGGAUGAGACGAAAGAGGAGGGAGCACCAGCUGGAGGAGGAGGAGGGAAGGGAAAGAAGAAGAACGACCACAAUCUCGCCGAAGAAUGGGGCCUAAACAAGGCGGACGAGGAAGAGGCAAAGACGGAUCUCGAAUCGGAGCACGAGGAGAACCCGUUGGCCAAGAAUACCGGGGCACUCAAGAGAAAAGAGGAUCGUCAGGGCGGAUCGCGACGGAAACGGCAGGGGCACAGCGGAAGACAGGGAAAGGCAAAAGGAGGAGAAGCACCAGCUGGAGCUGCAGGAGCAGCAGGAGCCAAGGAGAAGGACAAGGAAAAAUCGCCCGAUACGAUGUCGAAAAAGGCGGAGGAGUCGAUGCGGAUCGGCGACACGCAGAUGAUGGAGGCGAGAGCCAAUAAGAGCUGCUACGUCGAAGUGACGCAGACGAAUUCGGCUGGCCGGCGCAGCAAGGACUCGGGCGAGGGCCCGAAACCGCCACGCGACGCCGAGGCAGCCGCCGCCGCCAGCCACAAGCAGACCGUGUCGGCCAGCUUCACC
Messenger RNA from Mesorhabditis spiculigera, 879 nucleotides. NCBI's taxonomy places the organism in Eukaryota, Metazoa, Nematoda, Chromadorea, Rhabditida, Rhabditidae. The record is from the annotation of a GenBank genome assembly.